AUGACUUCCAACUACAAUCUCAGAAGGGCCGCUAACCCAGCCCAAGACCAGGCGGGAGGGUUGGCCGGCGAGCCCGACUUGCAGUCUCAGUCGCAGACCACACCCGGGCUCCAGUCGCAAACAAGCCAGCAGAAGAGCCAGCAGAGUACUUUCCAGAGCUCGGAAUCCACGAAGCAGUCCUCCAGUGACAAUGUCCAAUGGGGCAAUCAGCCUGGAGACUUCAGUGCCUCGGAGACGAAUCCAAAGCCGCCUGGAUCGUACCAUUUCACCAGUGACCAGCUGUCUCAUCCUCAGGAGUAA
Molecule: messenger RNA, 300 nt
Organism: Aspergillus fischeri NRRL 181
Lineage: Eukaryota; Fungi; Ascomycota; Eurotiomycetes; Eurotiales; Aspergillaceae
Exons: 2
Coding region: 1-300 (99 amino acids)
Source: RefSeq, a predicted model, not a curated record